AAAGCAAAUAUAUUCUAGCCGAAAGAAAGGGGUAGAUAAAACUCCCAACACUUGCUUUCCCAAACCCAACAGCGAUGAGUAAUCUGGACGAAGAUUCGCGUCUUCUAAAAAGUCAAGGGGGAGAGACUGCUCUCAAUGAGAAAUCUGCAACCAGUAAUCGCCCCCCUCCUCCUACGGGUGAUCGCACAAAACUGUGGUAUGCUACAUUUGCCUUUUCACUUCUUGUGAUCUACAAUCUGUUGGUCCAGGUGCUUCGAUGGAAGUAUAAAGGAAAAACUCAAACCUGUUUUGAAACUCAGAAAGUCUUGAUCAACACCUCUAUAACUGCGUUUUUAAUCGCGGGGUUAACGCUUACACUUUCGCUUCAGUAUUACAUUACCAGCCCCACCAGGAAACCCUUGUCGUCUCCGGUGCUGGCCAGGAUCAUAAAGAUCGUGUUUUCCGCCUCGGCUUUUGUUGCGCAUGCCUCACUUGUGGCCAUACUGAUCAUCGACUAAGUUGGAUUUGGUAUCUAUGAUAUGUUGUUCUAGUUGUUUGUGGUAACUAUUGUUAUGGUGUGCUAUAUUUUAUAUGUAUUCCUACUUAUGUUUAAACCAAGUGUGAACCUUGUGUUGUUUCGUGUAAUGCUAUGCUUGAUCGGUUUUGCAAAAUUACAAAUAUAUAGCCA
Helianthus annuus (common sunflower) is the source of this 667-nucleotide messenger RNA. RefSeq lists its product as uncharacterized. The record is from RefSeq and is a predicted model, not a curated record. The transcript is spliced from 2 exons. Bases 75 to 497 code for a protein of 140 amino acids. NCBI's taxonomy places the organism in Eukaryota, Viridiplantae, Streptophyta, Magnoliopsida, Asterales, Asteraceae.